UGGUAUGUUCCGUUUCACUUCCUCCUCAUGCGACAACAAUUCACUUCACAUGGGGUCCUGUUUGCUGGGCUGUUCUACUCGAUAUACCAACGUAAUCUAAUGAAAUUGACAAAAAGUAGUUUGUGGUAACAAGACUAAACCUAAAAUGGGUAAGAAGAAGUCUGCCAUGGUGCUCGGGAGAUCGUUGAUAAAGGAGAGACUCAACGCAGGCCGAGGCAACAAGAGGGGCGAUACUUGGCUCCACACCAGUGAACUGAAUGAUGGCUACGAUUGGGGUCGUCUCAACCUGCAGUCAGUGACUGAGCAGAGUUCUAUGGAUGACUUCCUUGCAACUGCAAAAAUGGCAGGAACUGAGUUUGUUGCAGAAAAGCUCAACAUCAAGUUUGUGCCAGCUGAAGCUCGGGCAGGAUUACUGACAGCCGAGGAGAUGGCAAAGUUGAAAAAGCUGCACGAAGAGAACAAACAACUCCUCAGAAUUCCACGAAGGCCUCACUGGGAUGAGAGCACCAGUCCAGAGGUCCUCCAGCAGACCGAGAGAGACAGCUUCUUGGAGUGGAGACGAGAACUGGCACUACUAGAAGAGGAGCAGAAAAUGAUUCUCACCCCUUUUGAAAGGAAUUUGGAUUUCUGGAGACAGCUCUGGCGAGUGAUUGAGAGGAGUGACAUCGUUGUUCAGAUCGUUGAUGCCAGAAACCCGUUGCUGUUUCGUUGCCCUGACCUGGAGUGCUAUGUCAAGGAAGUGUCCCGGGACAAGGUGAACUUGCUGCUGGUGAACAAGGCUGACCUGCUUACCCGGGAGCAGCGGAGGAUCUGGGCCAGAUAUUUCCAGAGAGAGGGCCUCCAUGCUGUUUUCUGGUCUGCACUGGUGGAGAAUGAGAGGCUGGAGGCAGAGGAGAAGGGAAUGGAAGUGGAGGAGCAGGAAGAUGAACAGAGUGACACAGAAAAUGAAGACGAGGGAAUGCCAGACAACGRCAAUGUGAGCCGAAGACAGGAGGUAGAGGAUAACAAGGAGAAGAGUGAGGAGGAAGAUGAGGAGAGUGAUAUGGACGAGGAGCAGCAGAGAGGGGAGCAGUUUGAAGACUGUGUAGCAGAGGGAGACUGGCAGACCUGCUCAGAGGCAUCAGAGGGUGAGGAAGCAGAUGACGAAGAGAGUAUAGAUGGCUCCACCCACAACUCCUCCUCCUUCCACAACUCCAGUCGCCUGCUGUCCAAAGACGAGCUGCUGGACAUAUUUAAGGCUGCUCACGAUGGGCCAGCGUUGAAAGAGGGUGAGCUCACAGUGGGGCUGGUGGGGUAUCCCAAUGUGGGAAAAAGUUCCACCAUCAACACUAUUCUGAGAAAUAAGAAGGUGUCCGUCUCAGUCACGCCUGGGCACACCAAGCACUUUCAGACGCUGUACGUGGAGCCAGGUCUGUGUCUGUGUGACUGCCCCGGCCUGGUCAUGCCCUCCUUUGUGGCCACUAAAGCUGAGAUGAUCUGCUGUGGGAUCCUGCCCAUCGACCAGAUAAGAGACCACGUGCCUGCCAUCUCCCUCGUGUGUCAGACUAUUCCUCGGGAUGUGCUAGAGGGCACCUAUGGCAUAAACAUCAUCCGCCCGCGAGAGGACGAGGACCCCGACCGCAUACCCAACUAUGAGGAGCUACUGAUGGCCUACGGAUACAUGAGGGGCUUCAUGACAACACACGGACAGCCUGACCAGUCGAGAUCAGCCCGCUACGUYCUCAAGGACUACGUUGUUGGGAAACUGCUUUACUGCCAUCCUCCUCCCCACAUCAGUGCAGCAGACUUCCAGCCCCAGCACAGCAAGUUCCAGUCUGGAGAUGCAGACGGUAAAGGCUCCAAGACAGGCCACAAACAGAUCAAAGUCAAGAGACAUGAGAAUCUGGUGGACAAGAACUYCUUCCAUCAGGAGAAUGUUCGAGCACUCACCAAGGGGGUCCAGUCUUACAUGGGCUACAAGCUAGGCAGCAUAGGCCAGUGUGAACAGAUAGGUCAAGGGCAACCUGGCACGGAACAGCCUGUGGUCAAACCCUGGAAGAAGCAUGGCAAUAGAAACAAGAAAGAGAAAGUGCGCUGACUCACCAAGCACCUGGAUGCCUGAAGAACAUCUAUAAACUGUUAGAAAUCGCUGAUAUUUUAGAGUGGAAUGGAGUGUUAACCCACAAGGGACUUUUCAAUGCAAUUCCACAGGAAUUGGUGCUUUGUUGUACGUAGAUACUGGUCAACAACAGUAACCUCCAUUGCAUUUUGCAAUAUGGAGAACCAGGGAUAGGUUGCCUUUUGAUAUAAAAACAUUCUGAAUAUUGUGAAUUAUCACAUGCAUUGCAGUGACGAUACAUUCCACCAUUUGAUUAUGAUUGAGUUGUGCAACAAAUCUCACAGAAGUUAUGAGUGUAGCAACAAGAGCAGAGUAGGGGGUCAACUAAAUUCCAGGAUUUUCAGAAAUUGAAUGGAAUUGAGCCUUACUCUGAACCAGAGAGAAGUAAUUGCUAAGGAGAUCAAUCAAUAUUUAUUUGGUUAUAUGCGUUUGUUACAUAUACAGAAAGGUCAGACUUGUACUUUACAGAGAUAAUGAACUACAGGUAACUGCCGAAAUAAAGGAAACAACAAAGUGUCUUAAUAGGGAGUGGGGCCACCACGAGCAAGAACAGCUUCAAUGCAUUUUGGCAUAGAUUUUACACGUGUCUGAAACUAUUGGAAGGAUGCGAUACCAUUCUUCCACGAGAAAUUACAUUAUGUGGUGUUUGUUGAUGGUGGUAGAAAACAGUGUCUCAGGUGCUGCUUCAGAAUCUCCCAUAACUGUUCAAUUGGGUUGAGACCUGGUUAUCAAACCAUUCAGUGACCACUCGAGUCCUCUCUCAUGUGUAUGGUGGCAUUGUCAUCCUAUGGGGCCAUGGUAGCCAAAAUAAUAAAUAGCCUGCCCAGCAUUUCUAUACUUUACCUUAAGCAUGAUGGGAUGUUAAUUGCUUAAUUAACUCAGGAACCACACCUGUGUGGAAGCACCUGCUUUCAAUAUACUUUGUGUCCAUUUACUCAAGUGUUUCCAUUAUUUUGGCAGUAGUUGGAUUCCCUAAGAUUUAGAACCAACUGCUAACUGCGAUAAAUGUCUGAAGCAAUAACAAUUGAGUAAUAUCCCUGAUCAAAUAAUUAUAUAUUUCAGAUAGUUUUCAAAUGUUACUUUGGUGUUUUUGGCUCUCUCAUGAGUGUUUCUAAUAUUUGCCCUGAUUAUGUGCCCAAUGUACCCUCAAACUGCCACCAGAGGCUUCAAUGAGCUAGGCCUACUUGAAGCUGAACUACAUUUUCUCUUAAAAAUUCCCUUGAUCCUUCAGUGUAGGGCUACAGCAGAAAUUAGGAAAGGUGUUCUUUGGUUUGUUGCACAUGACUGGUGCACUAAAUCAGGGCAUUAUGUCCAAAGAAAAGUACAUAAAAUGGGACUAAUAAAUKAUUUAAAAUGGGACUAUUAUUAAUACAAAUUCAAUUGGCCCAGCUCGAGUGUCUUUAUAACUCAAAUUUGGUCAAAUAAAUUAAGAAUUGAGUAAGGGCAUCACCAUGGCCUGGCAAAAUCA
Salvelinus sp. IW2-2015 is the source of this 3566-nucleotide messenger RNA. The record is from RefSeq and is a predicted model, not a curated record. Lineage: Eukaryota; Metazoa; Chordata; Actinopteri; Salmoniformes; Salmonidae.